UGAAAGAAAACCAUGUAUCAUGUGUCUCUCGUCUCACGUUGAGCAAUCGCUCUGUGCUUCAAGACCUGAAAUCGGUGCUUUGCCCUACUAAAGGUAACGACCACCUCGACAAGACCGGUGUAAUCAGAUCACGCCAAUGCAACCGAUCAAACGAUCGCAAUCCAGUAGGACGGCUUCCGGUAUUGGAUAUCUCUUGCAGAAAAUGAAGAAGAAAAACGAAGUGCUCAAGCACUGUGUUCCCGAGAGCCAUAACGGUAAUGACCCUCUUGAGCAGCAACUCGUAGCGCCCUCAACUGAGAAUAACAAUAAUUUCACAAACCUUCCACACCGCAAAGACAUUGUAGAUCUAGAGGGAGGCGUUGCCACAAGAGAAGUUUUCCGCACGAAGGCCUUGUGUAGGCGAGACGUCAGUGACGAACUACAAAACAACGACGUUACCGAUUUGAAAUGUGACAGACUGGACCUCAUCACUGCGCUAGCUGAAGCGUGUAGAGAGUGUAGACAAGGGUUUGCGACAAGCAAAGGCACUGUUGAAGAUACAAGCCGCCAAACACAGACCGAGAACGAUCGAAGCACAGAGUACAUCACACUGACAUGUACACCACCAGGAUCACCGCCCCUUACUCAUCACGCUUUAUCUUCCGAGAUACCAGCUGGGUACGAUUUUUACGCCCUUGAUGCUUACCACUCGGAUCCUGUACCCUUCGGACGGAUGUGUCCACAGGUUCGAGAAAUUGCUGCUCUCCAGCUGUACCACUACGACCUCAGCAACUUGAAUGGGCAGCGAUGUCUUCAACAGCACUAUCUUGGGCUCCGAACCUAUCGAUGGUAUAUGGAGUCAAACUCAGAUAAGUUCGCAUGUGAAGACUGCUCUAUGAGCAAAACGAGUGUGUGCAUGCGGUGGUUGGGUGGGAAUGCGUUUCUUAUACUCCCGCUGAUUCCGAAGUUCAGGACACUAGGGCUUGCAUCAGAGGACCUGGGCUAUUGGAUUUGGGAUGGAGUAGAGGCUUAGGUAUCGGGGGAUUAUUUUCGGGACAUUGUACUCGUGCUAAAGAUUAGGGGCUAUAGCAG
This is a messenger RNA of Boeremia exigua, 1071 nucleotides long. RefSeq lists its product as uncharacterized. The transcript has a single exon. The record is from RefSeq and is a predicted model, not a curated record. NCBI's taxonomy places the organism in Eukaryota, Fungi, Ascomycota, Dothideomycetes, Pleosporales, Didymellaceae. Bases 137 to 1012 code for a protein of 291 amino acids.